This is a messenger RNA of Calidris pugnax (ruff), 1887 nucleotides long. RefSeq names its product amphiregulin (gene AREG). The transcript has 5 exons. Gene Ontology annotation, biological process: epidermal growth factor receptor signaling pathway; positive regulation of cell population proliferation; positive regulation of mitotic nuclear division. The record is from RefSeq and is a predicted model, not a curated record. The annotation marks the transcript as partial. Lineage: Eukaryota; Metazoa; Chordata; Aves; Charadriiformes; Scolopacidae.
CUCACAGCCAGCCGGCCCGCCGCCGGAGACUCGCACAACGCCACCCAGCCCCAGCGGCACGGGGGACACCACGGACAGCGGGAGAGCGAGGCCGUGACGGGUCCCGACUACGAGGAGGAUGAGGAGUACGAGGAGGCGAUGCCCGUCCACCAGUACCUCGUGGAGGACUUGGUCCGAGUUGAACCUGUGGUCAAACCCAAGCCAACAAAGAGGGGGGGUGAGAAGAACGGUGGCAAAUCAAGAAGGAAGAAAAACAAAGGGAAAAACAAAAAGAAAGGGACUCCCUGUGAAAUGGAAUACAAAAACUUUUGCAUCCAUGGUGAAUGCGUAUACCUAGAACAUCUUCAGAUGGUGACCUGCAAGUGUCAUCAGGAUUUUUUUGGUGAGCGCUGUGGUGAACAGUUCAUGAAGACUCAAAAGAAGAAUGAUGUGGCAGACUACUCGAAGACUGUGUUGGUCGUGGUAGCUGUCCUGCUCUCGAGCAUCAGCUUCAUUACUGUACUUAUCAUAGUGAUAGUGCAGGUCAGGAAAAAGUGUCCUCAGUAUGAUGAGAAAGAAGAAAGGAAAAAACUUCGACAAGAAAACAGAAAUGGCCAUGUUGGUGUGUAAAUGAGGAGAAAGCAGAACAAUUCUGAUGUGGCCACUGCCAAGCUGCAGGGUACCUCUGGCUACCUGACACAUCCACCUGGACACUGUGGGCUGGAGCUGUUACCACUAAGCCCUGAUUCAUCAAGACAGAGGCUGCUGCAAGGAGAUGUCAACAUGCCACUUGCUACUGAAUCGCUUGCUGGGGAGGACAGUUACUGCUACAUCUUGGCACAAUGAUGUGGAAGGAGCUGCCGCUGUGGGGUGGAGGACCUGCCAUCAAGACCUGCUAGAGACUACUGCUACUGGGCCCUCUCUAUCGGUGCUGGAGCUCCAGUCUCUGCUGUGCUGUGGAUGGACUUUCUUCUGUCAACAAGUCUCCUCUAGCAGCUCUAACCUGAAGGGAGAGAGCUUGUUGCGGCUUUCAGGAAUGGAUGGAGGGAAGAAAAAUCCCUUCCCUCUCCCAAAGUUAAAAAGGGAAAAGCUCUGGAUGGCUUCUCUCCCUAGACCCCAGUGGAUGAAAAACCUCAUUCUGCUGUCACUGUGCUCCCUGUUGAUAUCAGCUUCAAAGAACUUCAUCUCUAGUUCUGACUUGCAGGGCGUUGGUGACAGAUCUUUGUCAGCCACACCUGGGUUCUGUUACUGUAUGUGUGGAAAGUAAUACCUCUGAAUUGAGUAGGACUCGUUGUGUGAGUGGAGCUAUCCAUUUGCGUGUGUGCUAGCCUGAGUUCAGAUUGGUCUCCUCAGGAUGCUGAGGCAGUAAAUGCAAGUUCUGAAGCUCUGUAACUGAAGGAAAAGAUCCAUGCUCAAACCAGCUGAUAAGCCUGGACCCAUCUGUUAGAAACACAGAGCUGCUUCUGUUACCCAGAUACUUGAUGCUGCUUUAAGCAGCACUUAAAGUAUAGAACGCUUCACAUCAGAUUCAGUCAGUUGAACUUGACCAAGAACCUGUUCCUUCGAAGAAUUAAAUUCAUGCACUGACACUCUGCAAGCAGUGGCCUCUUGUGCUCUGCCUUCUGGCAUGAAGAACUCAACUUACCUCAAACUUUUCCGACCCAAGUGUCCUUGGUUUCUUGAACUGUCCAUGCAGUCUUGAGCACAGAGUAUUAUUUGAGUUCAGUUUCUUCUUGGAAGAGUGAAUGUGUUCUGUAUAAACAGAGCAGAAUUCUUCUGGUAGCAGAGAAACACCAUUAAUUGUCAAGUCCUAUCUGUAAAUGUGUAAAUAUUUAUUACUGUAUUUAAUAUUUAAUGUUUCCAUAACAAACUUAUUUAUUUUAUAAUUAAACUUUUUACAUAACCUAA